UUCUGUUUACAUCAGCUGGGGAGACGGGAGCGAGCACGUUUCCGUCUGUUCGAGUCACGAGCCCUCUGAGCCGGUCCGUCCCGACGUGCACACGCGCGCGCGCGCUCGUCUGUUGCCGUGUUGUUGUGGUUGUUGUUGUUGUUGUUUUCCUCCCGGUGAAACAUGUCUCCGGCCGCCCGCUUCCCCGCGCAGCUCGCCUCCAUCAUGGAGGCUCUGGCCAACGCCGCCGUGGCGGAGAUCUGCGCGCUGGUGGACGGCGGCUACGCGGCGCUGCAGCUCGAGAUCUCCCGCAGCCGCCGAGAGAACGAGGCGCUGCGCAGGAAGCUGCGGGCCGCGCGGGCCCCGGGACCCGGGCACAGGCCCCCUGGAGCCGGGCCCAGGAGACGCGGGGCCCCGGGAGGCGAGGUGAGGCGCGCCACGCCGUCCCACCAGGAGACUCCGCGGUGCUCAGACUCUGGACAAGAAGCCCCAGCAGGGACGAAAGAGACGACCACGCUGGUGGACGCAGUCAUCAAGGUGGAGGACGACGAGCAGGACGAGUUUUGCCGGGUGGUUGACGAGCAGGAGGCGGAGACACAAGCCCCGUCCCAGCUGACCAAACAGGAAGUAGCGGACGAAGGCGUCGGUUCGUCUCGGCCCUGGACGAGUGGGGACGUUGGUUCCGAUUCUGCGUCCCCCCAAACAAACAGCGGCUAUGACUGCAUGCUGUUCGAGCCGCUCGUUACCCAGAAUGCUUUGAGUGAGGAUCCCGGCUACGCCUACCCUCUCAACGCCGGCGCCAGCGUUUCCGCUGCGUCCGAUUCGGCCCGCGGCGCCGGCUUGACCUUCACCGUCACCGAAGUGGUGAGUCUGGCGGCGGCGGAGCACCGGCAGCCCGCCGGUCUCCACGGCAACCAGCCGGGGGCGCCGCCACCGGCGACGGACCCUCGGCUUCCUGCGGGGAGGGAGCCGGCGGUGCGGCUCCACGCUCGAGACCGGCGGGACAGGUGGAGGCCGCAGGACGCCGGCGGGAAGACCUUCAGCUGCAGCUUCUGCGGGAAGACUCUGGCCUGCCUGAAGAACCUGAAGACCCACAUGAGGGUCCACACGGGCGAGAAGCCCUUCGUCUGCGCGCUCUGCGGGAAGCGCUUCGCCGACUCCAGCAACCUGAAGCGCCACCAGAGCGUCCACACGGGCGAGAAGCGCUACGGCUGCGUCCACUGCGGGAAGCGCUUCGCCCAGUCGGGGUCCCUGAAGGUGCACAUGACCGUGCACACGGACUGCAAGCAGUUCAGGUGCACCUACUGCGGCAAGACCUUCAUCUCCGGGAGCCACCUGCGGCGCCACGUCACCAUGCACAGCGGCGAGAGGCGAUACGCGCCGGCGUUUCAGUGACGGGGGGGCGACUCAUCGGCGUUUUAGUGAAUAAUUACACGUCGUUUAGCUUCUAUCCAAAGACACCUGGUUUACAUUUAGGACGAGUGUCCUCAGGGACACUUUGACGUGGGACAUGGAGACAUUAAGACUUUAUUCACGUUGGACCUCCAGGAGACACGAGAAGACGAUAUGAACGUGGAGCUUCAAGAGCUUCAAGAGCUUCCUCAUUGUAGUUUCUGCUGUGUUCACAGAUACUGACGCAGUACAUACACUCACCGGCCACUUUAUUAGGUACCCCAUGCUAGUAACGGGUUCUCUGUAAACCCUAGAGAUGGUUGUGCGUGAAAAUCCCAGUAGAUUAGCAGUUUCUGAAAUACUCAGACCAGCCCUUCUGGCACCAACAAUCAUGCCACGUUCAAAGUCACUCAAAUCACCUUUCUUCCCCAUACUGAUGCUCGGUUUGAACUGCAGGAGAUUGUCUUGACAAUGUCUACAUGCCUAAAUGCACUGAGUUGCCGCCAUGUGAUUGGCUGCUUAGAAAUUAAGUGUUAAAGAGCAGUUGGACAGGUGUACCUAAUAAAGUGGCCGGUGAGUGUAUAUACAUGUACAUAUAUGUAUAUAUAUAUAUAUACAUAUGGAUGUAUAUAUGUGGGCGGAGUCUAAAAAGUUGAGCUGAAAUCCUCGACCCGUUUGGUUUUCUUAAUAAAAUGUGCAUGUUUGAAAUAAUUUGUCUUCCAUCAGCUGUUUGAGUGUAAACAGGAAGCAGUUCGCCAUGUUUACAUUUUAAGAUGCAUUGACUGUUUUUUGUUUAUUUAUUGUCAUUUUUUAAUAAAAGGAUAAUUGUUGAUUCUUUAUCUGUGAGCAGCUAUCGUUUCCGUGUUUUUAUGUCGUCUAUACUUU
Molecule: messenger RNA, 2256 nt
Organism: Pungitius pungitius (ninespine stickleback)
Lineage: Eukaryota; Metazoa; Chordata; Actinopteri; Perciformes; Gasterosteidae
Product: zinc finger protein 629-like
Exons: 3
Coding region: 163-1374 (403 amino acids)
Biological process (GO): regulation of transcription by RNA polymerase II
Cellular component (GO): chromatin; transcription regulator complex; PcG protein complex
Molecular function (GO): RNA polymerase II cis-regulatory region sequence-specific DNA binding; DNA-binding transcription factor activity, RNA polymerase II-specific
Source: RefSeq, a predicted model, not a curated record